CAAUUCCGUGCUUGGAUUGACUUUUCCCACCUCGUUUUCAGACUCUAAUUAACUGGUUGCGAGAAUCCUUUCAAUUGAAUUUCCACAUAUGCACACCACGGGCGAUUGAUGCAUAUCCAUUAAAAUAUGUACUCGGAGAUGCUGCCGAACAGCUCCCUGUAGAGCGAAAAAGACAUUUAUGUUGAUGUGUAAAAGCAAACACACCCACAAAACCAUAUCCAUAGACAUCAUCAUCAUCACAGAGAGAGAGAGAGAGAGAGAGAGAGAUGGGGAACAUCAUAGGAGGAGGAAGAAAGAAAGCAAAGGUGAUGAAAAUCAAUGGUGAAAUCUUCAAAAUCAAGAUUCCGGCGCGAACUUUGGAUGUAGUGGGCGACUACCCUGGUCAUGUCCUGUUGGAAUCGAAAUCAGUUGAGCGGCUUGGGAUAAGAGCCAAGCCACUCGAGCCACAAGAAGCCUUGAAGCCCAAGAAGAUCUAUUUCCUAGUGGAGUUGCCUAAGCUACCUCAAGAAAAAGUGCCGACGAGGGCGCCGCAAUCCGCGAAGGACUGGCUGUUGUCAUCAUGCCGAUCGGUAUCCGAUCUUGCGGUCACGAGACCAAUCGGUCGCGGUUCACCAGGAGGGCCCGGACCAAGUUCCGGGCCUGUAAGGGUUAAGUUGAGGCUGCCAAAGGCCCAGCUGGAUAAGAUGGUUGAAGAAAGCAGAGAUGAAGCAGAGGUGGCUGAGAAGAUUAUGGAUCUCUAUAGGGAGAAAGCUGCGGGUGAAGUAGAAAGGGAUGGAUCAGAUGAACAUGAAGAAGGGCUUUUGUUGCACAAGAAAGGUCAGUGGAGGCCUGAUCUUGGCAGAAUUAGGGAAAAUUUUGGGCCUGGCGGGGUAUCUCUUCUCUAAGCUUACAAGUUUUUCAUGUCAUGCAAGUUAUGAUACUGAACUCUACCGAGUUCGCCCAUGGUGGUGGUCAAGAUCGCUGGGACUACGUAGUUUGCUCCUCCAUAUCUCGGAGUCACUCUUGUAGAGCUAAUUCAAGUAGAAUGUUGUCACGAUUUUAAUUAGAUCGUUGUCAGUAGACGACGAGAUUAAUCUCUAAAGAUUAAUCGAGGCGGGAUAAACUUGCUCAAAUACCUGAAUUAUAAGAAAAACUUGCAUGUCA
Molecule: messenger RNA, 1143 nt
Organism: Rhododendron vialii
Lineage: Eukaryota; Viridiplantae; Streptophyta; Magnoliopsida; Ericales; Ericaceae
Exons: 1
Coding region: 267-884 (205 amino acids)
Source: RefSeq, a predicted model, not a curated record